Molecule: messenger RNA, 777 nt
Organism: Nannizzia gypsea CBS 118893
Lineage: Eukaryota; Fungi; Ascomycota; Eurotiomycetes; Onygenales; Arthrodermataceae
Product: 5-proFAR isomerase
Exons: 3
Coding region: 1-777 (258 amino acids)
Biological process (GO): L-histidine biosynthetic process; L-tryptophan biosynthetic process
Cellular component (GO): cytoplasm
Molecular function (GO): 1-(5-phosphoribosyl)-5-[(5-phosphoribosylamino)methylideneamino]imidazole-4-carboxamide isomerase activity
Source: RefSeq, a predicted model, not a curated record
AUGACUCGGUUUCGCCCUUGUAUCGACUUGCACGCGGGCCAGGUCAAGCAGAUAGUGGGAGGAACCCUGAGCACCAAGCCUGGGGAACUAAGGACCAACUUCGUCUCUGAGCUCUCAGCGGGCCAUUUUGCGAAGCUAUACAGAGACAAUGGGCUAACGGGUGGCCAUGUUGUGAAACUCGGGCCGGGAAAUGAUGACGCUGCUAUCGAAGCUCUAAGGGCAUGGCCUGACGGCCUACACAUUGCUGGUGGGAUUACAGACAAGAAUGCGCAGUACUGGUUGGAUGCUGGCGCCGAAAAAGUAGUGGUUACGUCUUAUCUCUUCCCAGGCGCUCGAUUCUGCAUCGAUCGGCUGCAGUCUAUUCUGACUGCUAUAGGAGGCGAUAGGUCAAAAUUAGUCUUGGACCUUAGCUGCCGCAGGCGGGGGGAUACCUGGUUUGUCGCCAUGGACAAAUGGCAGACGGUCACCAGCAUGGAGAUAUCUCAGGAGACCAUCGGUAUGCUCGAGCCGUACUGUUCAGAGUUCCUAAUCCAUGCCGCGGAUGUAGAAGGGUUACAGCAGGGUAUUGACGAGGAGCUCGUGUCCAGGCUUGCGGAAUGGUGCACUAUUCCGGUCACGUACGCUGGCGGAGGACGAGGGCUAGAGGACCUUGAGCGUGUUGAGGAGAAGAGCAAAGGGAAGGUCGAUCUGACGAUAGGGAGUGCUCUGGAUAUCUUUGGAGGUUCCGGUGUCACUUUUGAGCAGUGUAUCGAGUGGAACAGGCUAAACGGCAGCUAA